AAAUUUAGCAAAUUUGUAUUCAAUUUCAACAGCAGGCAUUUGUCUUUAAGGUGGUAAGUUGAACUGUGUAAAUUAUGUGGAUCGUGCAUUUGAGGUUAAAUUCACCACUCUGUCCAUGGUCCAAAAUGGCUAGAGGACGACGAGCGAAUAUCGGCCGCCACACAAGACAUGCAAGCCAGCAAAAAGUGUAUUCACAGAACUUAAGCGAAGAAAGACAAAAUAUAAUAAGAGAAAAUGCCCGAUUGGGACAACGCGUGAGGACACGAGGAUCAUUGGCAUCAUACAAUCGCUUGGCAUUCCAAUAUGAUCCCACUGCGAACUACAGUGAUGAUGAAAAUUUAGAUAUUGGAACAAUGACGAUUAUAUGCCGAUACUGCAAUGCGUUAAAGUUCAAAAGAGAAACGGCUGGAUUGUGCUGCGCAAGUGAAAAAGUCAAACUGGAUCCAUUACUUACAACACCACAGUCACUGAAACCAUUGUUCGAUGGAAGUGAUGAAGAUUCCAGCCAUUUUCUUCAACACAUCCUUGAAUACAAUAACUGCUUUCGCAUGACUUCCUUUGGAGCUAAUAUCAUUCGAGAACGCGGUUUCAUGCCGACUUGCAAGAUACAAGGACAAAAAAAUCAUUUGCAUGGUUCAAUGGUGCCCACACCAGAUGAACCGCAUCAAUUUCUGCAUUUCAGCUGAAUGUGCGGUGCAAUAUACAGGGAACACAACACAAGAGACGAAUUAUUGUACAGUUGCAAGCAUUUUUUCGCGCUAAUAAUGCUUGGAACGAAUGCAAUCGGAUACGCACAAAUUUUUCAUAAGAGCGGAUUGUACCCCAACAGGUGAACAUGUGCGAAGUUUCAACGCACCCUCCGUUAAUGAUGUCGUUGCAAUUAUUGUUGGCGAUCCAAUUAAAUCGCAAUACAUUGUGGUUGUAAACGAGACACAUCGAGACAUUUUUGUAAUCGAAAUAAAUUCAUUACUGUUGUGAAAUAAAAUAAAAAUUUUCCUUCUCAAAUAAAAAAAAAAAAAUGUUCUUCAUCUUUUAAUCACCAAACGAAAUGUUACAUAAAACGAAGACAUCUGAAAACAAGAAAGGAAAGCUAACUUCGGGC
Drosophila rhopaloa is the source of this 1102-nucleotide messenger RNA. RefSeq lists its product as uncharacterized. The transcript has 2 exons. NCBI's taxonomy places the organism in Eukaryota, Metazoa, Arthropoda, Insecta, Diptera, Drosophilidae. The record is from RefSeq and is a predicted model, not a curated record. The coding region runs from base 75 to 686 and encodes 203 amino acids.